GGAAGAUCGAUCCCAGCGAUAACACAACCCAAACCUCUGUGUUAGUUAUUAGCUGUGCAGAACAAGAAAACUUAAAAAGAAUAUCAGUGGUGAAUCAUAAGGAGGAGGAUGAAGAAAGUGUGUUCAGUUUUAGUUCUCUUCCUAUCAUUGAUGAUAAGUGGGUGUUCAUGUUUGAACCGUAGCCAAUUCCCUUCUUCUUUUUUCUUUGGGACUGCUACUUCUUCUUAUCAGAUUGAAGGAGCAUACUUGGAAGCCAACAAAGGCCUCAGCAAUUGGGAUGUAUUCACCCACUUAUCUCCUGGAGAAAUUAAGGAUGGAAGCAAUGGGAAUACAGCUGAUGAUCACUAUCAUCAAUUUUUGGAUGACGUAGAGUUGAUGCAUUCUCUUGGAGUAAAUUCGUACAGAUUCUCGAUUUCAUGGGUCAGAAUCCUUCCAAAGGGUAGAUUUGGAGAGAUCAAUUCGGAGGGUAUUGCAUUUUACAAUAAGCUUAUUAAUGCUCUCUUGCUUAAAGGAAUAGAACCAUUUGUUACAUUGCACCAUUUUGAUGUUCCUCAAGAACUAGAAGAUCGAUAUGGCGCUUGGCUAAGUCCUCAAAUGCAGGAUGAUUUCGGGUACUUCGCAGAUAUCUGCUUCAAGGCAUUUGGAGACAGAGUGAAACAUUGGAUUACACUCAAUGAAGCUAAUAUGGUGGCCCAAUAUGGGUAUUACAGUGGAAUAUGGCCUCCAAACCGAUGCUCUUACCCUGUAGGCAAGUGCAAAGCCGGAGACUCUGAAUUAGAACCUUACAUCGCUGCUCAUAAUAUGAUACUAGCUCAUGCCACAGCUACUGAAAUUUACAGAAAAAAGUAUCAGGAAAAACAAGGAGGGAAGAUUGGCAUUGUGUUACAUAUCUACUGGUAUGAGCCACUAAGAGACAUUCCAGUUGAUCGUGUGGCUGCUCAACGAGCUCUAGGUUUCAUUGCUGCUUGGUUUAUGGAUCCCAUUAUGUAUGGAGAGUACCCACCAGAGAUGCGACAAAUUGUAGGUCUAAGGCUACCAGCAUUUUCGAUGGAGGACAAGAGGAAACUGGCAAACAAAUUGGAUUUCAUUGGAAUCAACCAUUACAGCACUCUCUAUGCAAAGGAUUGUCUGCUUUCACCAUGCAAUUAUCAUGAUGAUUUACUCAAAGACACCUUUACUUAUGGAACUGGAACAAAAGAUGGAGUUCUUAUAGGAGAGCCGGUAAGAUAUGCAGAAGCUAACUAUCUAAAUAGCAAUUAAAGCAGAUGAUAAUUAAAAACAGUACUUAACAUUGCUUCUUCAUUUUUCGUUUUCUUUUUGGGUCUUUACAGACAGCAAUACCUACGUUCUAUGUUGUUCCAAAUAGCAUGGAGAAGACAAUCACGUAUUUCAAAGAUAGAUACAACAACACGCCCAUGUUCAUCACAGAAAACGGUAUAUCAGAAAAUUAAAUUGCAAUUACCAUUUUGUUAUCUUCUGCUGACUUAAAUUUGUGUAAUCUUGCAACUAUCAAACAGAUAUUUGAAAUUCAGUCUAAUGAUAAUAUAUACAUGCUAAUUGUAGGAUAU
Messenger RNA from Hevea brasiliensis (rubber tree), 1568 nucleotides. RefSeq names its product beta-glucosidase 18-like. NCBI's taxonomy places the organism in Eukaryota, Viridiplantae, Streptophyta, Magnoliopsida, Malpighiales, Euphorbiaceae. The transcript is spliced from 9 exons. The record is from RefSeq and is a predicted model, not a curated record. Gene Ontology annotation, molecular function: beta-glucosidase activity. Gene Ontology annotation, biological process: carbohydrate metabolic process. The coding region runs from base 109 to 1260 and encodes 383 amino acids.